Hypoxylon fragiforme is the source of this 1658-nucleotide messenger RNA. RefSeq names its product Nuf2 family protein. The coding region runs from base 167 to 1552 and encodes 461 amino acids. NCBI's taxonomy places the organism in Eukaryota, Fungi, Ascomycota, Sordariomycetes, Xylariales, Hypoxylaceae. The transcript is spliced from 2 exons. Gene Ontology annotation, cellular component: Ndc80 complex; kinetochore. Gene Ontology annotation, molecular function: protein-containing complex binding. The record is from RefSeq and is a predicted model, not a curated record. Gene Ontology annotation, biological process: kinetochore organization; meiotic chromosome segregation; attachment of mitotic spindle microtubules to kinetochore.
CUCAGCCCCACCUAGCAACCAUAUCAAAACAUCUAAACACAUGUGCACUCCUCAAUCUCAAUUCAAGCCUUAUCCAUCUUAAAAAUACAAAGUCGGAACGGAUAACUGAAAUACCAUACUCCCAUCUCGAAUAAAUAUAACAACGCCAAUACACAACAUCGUGACCAUGGCGUACAACCCGCGAAUGUCGAUAAUACCGACAUCGCAAACAACAUCGCGCACGCGCAAAAAGGAGGAGGAAGCAGAUGCCUUCAUGCGACUACCAGACAAGGAGAUAGUCGGUUGCAUAACAGAUAUCGGCAUACCCUUCAACGUCGCAGACCUGCAGAAGCCGAACCCUUUACAAGUGCAAAUGAUAUUCGAAUGGUUCGCCGAACUGCUACUAAAUGCCACCCGCGAAACCGUCGAGCCUGCCAUGCGCGCAGCCGCUGAGGAAGUCUGCGGCGAGUUCGCCGACGUCGUUCCCGCCGACACCCGCAACCUCCUGGGAUUCUACGUGUCGCUGCGCAAGCUACUGCUCGAAUGUGGUGUCACCGACUUCAACUUCAGUGAUCUCUACAAGCCCACGCACCCGCGGCUUGUUAAAAUAUUUAGCUACCUGAUCAACUUUGUCCGAUUUCGCGAAAGCCAGACCAACGUCAUCGAUGAGCAUUUUAACAAGGCCGAACAGACCAAAGCGCGGAUCGAGACCCUCUACGGCGAGAACCAGGACAUGGAGGCCAGGUUAGACGAGAUGCGGCACAACCGCAAGGCUAUGGAGGCCCAGGUACGCGAGAAGACAGAGCGGAAUGAAGAACUGAAGAAGACGCUGCUAGAGCUACGACGUAACCAAGAGAAAGUCGCGAUGCGAUUAGAGGAAGCCAAAGCAAAGAAAGGGGAACUGGCGCAGAGACUCGAGCAAAAGACAACCGAGAAGAUGAUGCUCAGACAGGAAAGCGCCAAACUGCGCCCGUACACCCUACAAAGUCCACAAGCUUUACAAACGAGCUUGUCAGAGCUGAACAACACCCUGAACGCGGACAAGGCGCAUAUCGAUUCCCUGGACAGACGAGCAAGAGCAUUACAGACGUCAACAGAUUCCUUCGGCGUCGUGUCCACGGACGUCGCGUCAUGCAUCAAGCUCCUCGACGAGAUAUCGACAGAACUAGCCAAAGAGGAGGAGGAAAACGCUCGAAACGCAAAGCAACGAGACGCUCUCUCAGAACGCGGUAACAACGUAAAAGAAGUGGAGAGAAUGGAGGGCCUUUUGCAGAGGCAGCUGGGCAAAUGGAACGAGCGCACGGAGAAGCUCCUCGAACACAGUCGAGAAAAGGACCGGGAGGCCAAGGAGAAGAUGGAGGAGCUCCGGGCAUUGCACAAGAAGCUUACCGAGGAGCGCGGUGCGAAGGGUACGGAGAUAGAGAGAAGGCGAAUUCGGAUCGAGCAAACGGAGAAAAAGAUGUUGGAUCUUAAGGAGAACAUUGAGAAUGAGGUCCGCAACGCUUACGACGAGUACCUGAAGAUGGAAUCGCACAUCAAACUGUACAUUACAGAGAUGGAGCAGGCUAUCUAAUUGUUACUCAUCUCCUUUUCCUACCUAUCUAUUAUCUGCGUAAGUGACGAGACCACGAAAGGAUAUGCUACGGCUGGCGUUAGGCGAUCAGACAUGGUCGACCAGG